AUGCCGAAGGUGACGCGCAAGGAGACGGCGGCGGCAGCGGCUGCGCCGCUGCAAGAGGUGGCAUCCACCUCUGGGAUGGACAUCGAGGCCGGCGAGGAGGAGUUGCCACCGAAGCCCAGCUUUGGAGCGCUGUCGGCGAAGGACCAAGCAGGAAACAAGGUCGAGUUCCGCCGGAUCCCUGUCCCGCAGCACCGCAUGACGCCGUUGAAAACAGCCUGGAUGCAGCUUUAUACGCCCAUCACAGAGCACCUCAAACUGGACAUGCGCAUGAACCUUAAGACCAAAAAGGUGGAGAUCAAGACCACGACGUCGACGCAGAGCGGGGACAUGCUGCAGAAGGCCGCCGACUUUGUGCACGCCUACCUGCUGGGCUUCGAGAUCCGCGACGCCAUCGCGCUGCUGCGGCUGGACGACCUGUAUGUGGAGUGCUUUGAGGUGAAGGACGUCAAGACGCUGCGCGGGGAGCACCUGUCGCGCUGCAUCGGGCGGCUGGCGGGCAAGAGCGGCAAGACCAAGUUCACAAUAGAGAACGCCACCCGCACGCGCAUCGUGCUGGCCGACACGCGCAUCCACAUCCUUGGCAGCUUCCAGAACAUCAGGGUGGCGCGCGACGCUAUCUGCAGCCUCAUCCUGGGGUCGCCGCCGGGCAAGGUGUACUCAAAGCUGCGGUCGGUGUGCUCGCGGCUGAACGACAGCUAA
This is a messenger RNA of Monoraphidium neglectum, 699 nucleotides long. RefSeq names its product Pre-rRNA-processing protein PNO1. The record is from RefSeq and is a predicted model, not a curated record. The transcript is spliced from 5 exons. Gene Ontology annotation, cellular component: nucleolus. Gene Ontology annotation, molecular function: RNA binding. Bases 1 to 699 code for a protein of 232 amino acids. NCBI's taxonomy places the organism in Eukaryota, Viridiplantae, Chlorophyta, Chlorophyceae, Sphaeropleales, Selenastraceae.